CCGAUCAAGCAAAAGAGCAUCGCCGUCAUUUCACCCAACAACAGUCACAACAAUAAAUCGCCGACCGUGUUGCGCAAACGGCAGCAGCAACACCACACCGACAUCUCCAAGUUUAAUCGAUCUAAUCGUAAGUCGAAAAAUUGUGCCGUUUUCUACUUCAAACACCUGGACACCGACAACGAGACGAACUGUAGCAGCUUUGGCGACGCCGCCGAUGCCGAUGCAAGUGGGGGCCAGCCCGACGGUCGGGACUUGUCGUCUUCGACUUCACAGACAAGCGAACAUCACUUGCUGAAAUCCGCUGACGCAUCAUCUGAUGACGACGGCGGCUGGUUGUAUUCGUCCGUCUUACCGCCGCCGCAAAGCAACGAGGUGACUGGCGAAUGGGCCACUGAAGCAAACGGCGACAAAAACAACAGCAGCAACAGCAACAGCAUAACCUGCAUAGUCAUCGAUGGAGUCCAGUCGUCGGCCGUGUCAUCCAGCACAGCAGUAACGACAACCACCGCGAGGACCAUUGCCAUUGUCAGUGACGACUCGGAUAAGGAGAACAAGGAAGCCCGCGCCGCAACACUAGUUGCGGCCGCACUCAUCGUCCCUCAAGUUUCAGAUAUCAACUCAUCGUCAUCGUCGCAAGGUGGCACACAACGCGCACACGCCGAAAUUCAGCUUACUGCUGCUGCACAACCAACAACAAAACUAGCAACAGCGUCGUCUGCAGCACAACAGUUUGUGGCCAAAAGCGGCGUCAUCAGUUGCGGCAGUGGCAGCAGCAGCAGCUACAGCACCAGAAGUAGCAGCUGCUCCUCCAACGAUUUGCUCACCGAGACAACGUCGGCCACCAACACUACGCAAAUCACACAAAUGCAUUUCCAACGCUUGCAUCGCACGGAGAUGGAAUUGCAAAUCGAUGGCAACUGUAACAAAUCCGAACAAAUGACGGAGGCGCGUGCAACCAGCGGUGGUGGUGGUGUAACCACCAACAAUUCCCAUAAUAACAACACAAAUCAUAAUAAUAAUAAUGAUGUUGAUAAUUGCAAAAGCAACAACAACCACAACAACAACAACAGAAACAAGGACAACAGUGCCAACUCUAACGCCAAUAAUAAUCAGCAGUAUGCUGCCGUUAUGAUGCACCAAAGGCAACAACAAUGGCCAUUGCUGCAACCACAGCAUUGCGAGCAAUUCGAUAUUUCCAAUGGAAAUGGACAAAAGCUUGAACUGCCGUAUUCGGUUCGUUGCCGCGCUAAACACGGUGUUCCUUCAACAAAUAAAACUCAAAAGAAACAUAAACAAACGCAGCAGUCGGAGGCCAGAAGAGGUCUAUUGCCUCCCCGCUCGCCAAAUAAGUCGACGAAGACGCCACAGUCGAAAGCGCGUGAAAGUGACGACGCCAGUGCAAUUAACGUCACAAAGGGUAAACUCUCGCAUGAAUCAAUCAAACAGCUGGUACUUGAGGCAGAGCAUUUAGUACGUGACGCCGAAGCGUUAAAGACGCCAAGCAAGCAGAAACAGAAGCAUUCCGUCAUCAAAUUAUCGUCAACGGUGAAAAAACGAGAGGUGAUCAUGCCAGGCCCGAUCAAACAACGUGUCCAAGAAUGGCUGGAGCACCAACCAUCAACGCCUACCCAAUUGCACAGAAAUCCUACAGAUGAGUUGCAUAGCAGCGCAAAUGCAAAAGCAGGCGAUGACUGUGAAGCUUCGGGAGAAGCUUCGGAGACAGACUCCGUUCCGCAACCUGGCUCGGAUACAUCCGAGGGGCUCACUGAUUCCAUAGCUACCUGCAUGCAGACGAGCACAAACUCCUUUGGUGGCAAUUCCACUGAAUGCUUCGGAGGUUCCACAGAACCUAUACUCAGUCCAACGACUGUACUGGGCUACGGAAGCAGUAAUCAGAGCUUGAACGUAAAGAUUGUUAAGCGGGCACAGACACGCCGCAAAUCGGAACGACCGUGGUCGGUGUCGUGUUUGUCGCAACUGACCACCGAGACAGUGCAAACGGCGACAGCUGUGGCGACAGUAAGCAACGUACAGACCGGCCUCGCCACUCACUCGAUUAGUGAGUCGGCGCUGGACUCUCUAUCGCCUGGCCGCCAACGCGCCUCCUCCUCGUCCACCACCAAUGUUACCCAAGUAAAAGCGUGCAAUAGUAAGGGUUCAUUGAAACGGCGCAAAACGCGCAAAAAGAAAAUGUCCAUUGGUGCGAAUAUUGGACUAGUUACACCAAACGCACAUUCUGCUGGCCACAAAACGCCUGACUCCGGGUCGGAGCACACCGCCGAGGUGCCACGCCUCGCCCAAACGCUGCUCAUGAAGUCGUGUGAAUCCAUGUCGGCUCAACAAAUUCGCGAGAUAACGAACGCGCUAUUGAGCCUGCAACGCGGUAGUGGCCCAAUGGCAAACGAGGGCGCCAUGGGCGGCAGUAGCGGUGCCACGCAACACUCAUUGGGACAGCCGCAGCAGCAGCAGUACGAAAUUCAGCAUCAGCAGCAGAACGAUAGUGGCGGGGAGGCUCAAUUAAUGAAGCCCAACUUCCGCGUGGGCUCCUAUACCACGGCGUACAUGCGCAACGAGAAACGGUUGGGCUCGUUAGCGGCUUUGGCCACAUACAUGAAUGACGAAGAAGAAGAGCAGCAAGGAGCUGCCACACCAGUGCCCCAGAAGCACCGAGAUUACACCACCGGCACUGACGAUCACCACAGCAGUUUCUCGGAAACGGCCUGGGACAACUAUCAAGAGAAAUAUAACUCGGAGAACUACUCUGAGGGAUUUGAUUCGGAUGCAGCCAGAAGGCUUAUGGAAUUCGGUGAUGAUUAUCGAAAUUUCAUCGAUUCGCAGUCAGACUGCUGUUCUUCGCUGUCAGCUGCCAACAACGUAGAUUCACUAUCGCCGCCACGUAUGGACUCGUUGCAACAAACGGACACGAAAACUAUCACACAAGACACAAUCGCCAACAGUGUAGACCAUGCCAGACGUCGCCGUGCACUUGACUUGGAAUACGAAAGAAGACGCAAAACAUUAGAGGUUCGUCGCAAAUCAUGCCAAGACUCAUCUGAGGUACAGAACGCACGCGGUUCGUCCAUGUCCUUGUCAGCUUCGGCCAAUGUUGUUACUCCCAAAGGUGGCAUUGAGAAAUUGAAUCAGCAACAGAAAUGCGACUCGGCCAGUCGCAAAUUGGAAUUUGGCAUGAGUCAUUCAGCGCAGUCCUUGCGUCGCACAUCGGAAAGUGACACAUCAACUCGUCGUCGUAAAGUGGAUGACCGUCGUCGCUCUUCCCGCAACGUGGAUAAAUGCAUCAAAGUGAUCCCGGCCACUUCCUCGUCCAGUUGUGAUGACUCUGACGAUGAAAAGGAAAUGCGCAAUUUACUGCAACAAAGCCGCAAUCGUUUGGAAGACACUGGCGCAUUGAAAAUACGCUGCCACCUUUUGCGCCCUGAGGACUACACGGAGAUCAUCAGCACUUGCCGUGACAAUAUACGUUGUCUGGAGGCCGUACUCCGUGGUCCGCCUGGCACGGUGCUCUCUGCACAGUGUGCCGGCCAGACUAAAGAUUUAUUAGCUGCUUGGGAGGACCUAUUGGGCUGGAGCGAAAAUGCUGCAUCCGCACGUAAAAUGCAAGAGGAGAUGAUCAUUCUCAAGCACGCGCUGAACAAGUUGGGCAACAAGAGUACAUUUGAACUAUUGGAUACAGAACCACAGAUCCAAGUCGCAAUUGAAGCUCUAAAGAGCGAAAAAACGGAGUUGCAAAAUUACCGCACAAAUAUGCUUCGCCUGAAUGCCAGCGUGCACAGUUGGCUAACGCGCCAGGAAAGACGCCUACAGAAUGUAUUAAUGGAGGAGGAAUUGAAAGCAGCUGCUGAAAAAGUGGCCAUUGAGCACGUAGAUGAACAAAACAAUUCAUUUGCCGCUGGAGGUGAUGUAACCGGAACGCUUAAAGAAAAUACCACAACUGUGGCAAUCGAUUUUGGCAACGGGGCAGCAAAUAACGCAAUCGUUGGCACCGCCACUAUGACCACUUCCAUUGGCACUAGUACCGCUGGUAAGGGUGCCAAAGUGUUGGAUAUACACACAUUAAUCAAUGCGGAAAAUGAAUUCCACAAACAUUUGAAGAACGAAGUGAGCGACAUGUACAGCGCCUGGGACGAUGCUGACGCAAGGAUAAAUACUCAACUGGAGACGCUAACGAAUUCACUGAUCGCUUGGCGGCAGUUGGAGAAUGGCUUGUAUGAGUUCCAGCAAGCGCUCGGCCAGGAUCGCGGCACAUUAAAGGGGCUCGAGGGUGCGUUGGACAAGGGCCAAGCCAGCCCAGUAGAGCUGGCGCAGAAUGUAAAGGUUGUCGCCAAACUACUUUCAGAGCGCGUAAAUGUUAGCCAAGAACAGCUUACUGCGGUACAGGAACAUCUGGAUCCCAACCAUAUCUUGCACAUUGCAAAAUUCACCGCUUCCAACGGCUCGCUUUCAGACUCAGGGAUUUCCGACGGUGGUGCCACUUCUGAUGGCGGGCUAUCGGAGCGUGAGCGUCGACUUGGUGUCUUGCGGCGUCUAGUAAAGCAGUUGGAGUUGGCUUUGGCCCCCGGCAGCGAAGCGAUGAAGUCCAUUGCAGUGCGUAUGGAGUCCGCCGAGGCAGAGCUCAAGAACUUGCAGAACACCUGUCGCGACUUAAUUGUGCGCACAGCAGCUACACAUCAAAAUAAGAAAGUCCAACAGCAGCUACAGCAAGCGGAAGCACAUCAACUUCAAGUACCUGGUGGAGAAGAAAUAGAUAGCAGUGUACGAAAUACUGCCGGUGAAAUAGUAAAGGCGAACGGACAUGCAGGUGGCAGGAGAAGCAGUGCCACGAAAGAGCAGGAAUGUGCUGCUAAAGAAAAUGCGUCUCCCCGAAGAAACGGACGUCGCAAGCAGAAUAAGAAUUCUAACGGAUCCAAUACAGAUGCCGACAACAGCAGUGCCUCCACAUCAGCUAACGCAUCGGCUUCGACUUGUAAAGUGGUGGGUGCCAAACUGGCUGCUGGUGCGCCAGACUCUGGCGACCCGGCAGACGAUCCAGAUCUUGAGUUCGACAUGGACGAAGCAGACGACAAGGAUGACGACAAGCAUCCUCAUAAUAGCUGGACUUGGCGCAUUGCCAAAGCAGCUGUGCCUGUGCAACUGGCCUUGAUCACCUUCCUGUGCGCCGCCUGCCUCAUGCAGCCCAAUUGCUGCGACAACCUCAACAACCUGUCAAUGAGUUUCACGCCUCAACUCCGUUAUAUUCGUGGUCCGCCACCAAUUUGAAUUGACUGCUAGCAGCACCUCAAAUGCUUCCGCAUGCGCCGCCAGCAGUGCAGACACACACCGUGGUAACGCAAAGUUCGCGUCAAGCAAAUCAACCACCAGAUAAACUGCAAAUAUGCAGAGUUAUAAGUAAGAGCUCUACGAUGCGAACGUGUAUCGAAGACGCGCGGUUGCCAAUAUGGUUGCUUUUAGGGGGAGUGUAGGAAUUAAUGUAACUAACUGAUAGCCGAUUAAUAUGUUUGCAUGUCCUAAUACACGCAUCAGAGGCGCAAGUUAAGGACUUAAGGAAUCGCUGAUGCAGAUGCCCGUGAAGCGCAGUAUUUUAACAUAUCAUGGAUAAAAGCCGAAUCAACUUCUCCUUUGGAGUUAAACAUCGCGCUGUCAACAGAGGUGCAUCGCAUAGUUGUUGAAAGAUAGGCAAACUAAAAGCGAUGACAAAACAUUUAUUUUUAUGGGGAUGGCAUUUUAUUUAUUUAGAUCGUAAAGGUAUAUUCAUUCGUUAAAUAGAAAAGGAAACUGCAAAAAAUGCAUUGGACAACGGUACAUUAAAAAACAAAAUGUAACCAAUGAUUCGCAAUUACGGAUUACGGUACAAAAUAGCACCAACACCAAUCACUCUAAGCUAUGUAUUGCGACUGAGAAAAGUAGUGGCACACACGCCCGGCAUAAUAAUUAUAUGGAGGACCUUGAGUUCUAUCGAACAUUGGUGAAUGAGUAUACUUAUAGUUGCAAGUACUACCGAUAACAGAAAAUAUCAACAAGGGAUUAGUUGUUGAUGUAGCAAAUACAGGAAUAGGAAUGAAAGUGGUUCGAAUUAUUGCAAUAACGAUUACUACGAAAGAACACACGCAAUUUCCCUAGAGACAAGCUCCGCAAUAUCUUUUGAUACGAAGCAAUGCGACACACAAAAGUAUAGCGAGAGAGCCAAAAUGAUAUCUUGUAUUCAGUUGGAUAAUAAAUAAAUCUCUGAAAAUUACAGAUUUGAUAAUAUUUUAUAUAUACAGCAGCGACUUUUUUGUUUCGAAAACACUAAAGUGCCUGGAAAUACAACGCCAAUAAAAUGGUUGAAAAAUGUUCAUCCAAUAAAUGUUCCUUAUGAAAUGAUUGAAAUUGACAGCAGAAAGCUAUGAAUGGGACUCCGUCCAUCUGGCAUGGAAGCUAUAUAACUACAUACAUACAUACAUAAAUAUUUUGAAUUGCCGGUCCGUCGAUGUCGGACAUUUUACUUUGGACGCCCAAUGCCCACAAAUUCAAGCUGUUUUUUUUUUUUUGCAGUAAUCGCUAAAAUUCCUUUUCUAUUAUAUUAAUAGGUGCAGCAACCGAAACUCGUUUUAGGUUAGUAGUUGAUUUGCAC
Messenger RNA from Rhagoletis pomonella (apple maggot), 6628 nucleotides. RefSeq lists its product as uncharacterized. The coding region runs from base 865 to 5274 and encodes 1469 amino acids. Gene Ontology annotation, cellular component: membrane. The transcript has 15 exons. The record is from RefSeq and is a predicted model, not a curated record. Lineage: Eukaryota; Metazoa; Arthropoda; Insecta; Diptera; Tephritidae.